AGUACUCAGGUUAAUUCUAAUAGUCUACAUCUAUCAAUAGCAGCAAAAAGAUAUUCCUAAAUUACAUAUUUACCGUUUGCUUUUUCACCAAGAAUUUAUUAAUAUAGCUUGUAAGUAAAUAAAUAAAGCCUAUAAAAAUCAAUCAAUCAAUUAGUUAAAAAUAGAUAAUUGUGGUGUUUUGUGAGAAAAAAAAUGUAUUUUUAUAUGUUCUUUAAACUACAAAACUUGAAGGUUGAUUGCAUUAUUGUGUUCUUAACAUUCUAUAGUAAUUUGCUUUUGAUAUGAAAGAAGAGAGAAAAUAAAUGUUAAUUACGUUUUUUUCAAAGGAAGUAAGAGAUUGUUCAUGUGUUCAUGUCAGUAUGAAGUAAGUACUAAUGACGUAGCAAAAUCAAACGAAACGAGGAAGUAAAUUAAUAAUGAUAUUAAUAAGACUAAUCUUCGUACUAAUAUUAUAAAAAGCAUGAUUUGAAAUGAUUGAAAAUGAAUUAAAGAUAAAAUUAAAGAAUUAUGAAAAAUGGAAAAUUUACAAGAGCAAGAGAGGGGGAAUUCUAAGGAAUGAAUUAGGAAUAUCUUUCUUUAAGGAGAGAAGAGAGAGACGUUUUUAAAGAGUUGAAUAAUAAAUAUAAUUAACUUAUUGGCUUUGUUAAAAUUUUAAAUACUUAUGAAUUUUUGAAAAGUGGGAGGGUUGCAUUUGAAUGGAUAUAUUUCAUAAAUUCAAUUAUAUAAUUAUAUAAUAAGGGAAUAUUUGCAUUAUUGAAUCUUAUAAAAAUAUAUUAAACAGAGAUAAUCUACUUAAAUAUGUCAUGCUAAAGAGAAAAUUCAUAAAAUAGUUCCAUCUAAAGGAUUUCUCUCUUUUUUCUUUUUUACAGGAAAAUGCCUUCGAUAAAGUGUAUGGAAUCAACUUGCGAAUAUUGUUCUCUUCUUAUUGAAACUGAUAAAUGGCCUAUUUACGAUUCAAUAGGUUACGUUCACAUAAAACAAACUCUACUGUGUAGUACCGUUAAUAUAGCUUUCGUUUAUAUUUGUAAAAAGUGUAUAAACAAAAUUGCUAGUUAUACCGAUAGAUCAAUUAGAGAACUAUUGAAAGAAUUAAUUUUAGAUUCAAAAUCGAAAUCGCCAGUAACUGCUAUAGGACGUCACAUUAAAAAGUGCGGACAUGAGAAUAUUUCAAUAUUGCCUAUUUAUAAAUUUAAUAAAAACGAAACUGAAAAGGAUGAAAUUCUUAAAUGGAUUGCGGCGACAUUAUCUGAAAAUGCUGCAAAAUUCUUUCAUAGCGAAGAACGACGCAAAGCCAUAAAUGUACUUGAGCCUAUUAAUAUUGAAAUUCAAUUUGGUUUGUCAACUUUUUACGCAAUUAUAAGGGAAAAAGCUAUAGCUUGCGAAACGUUUGCAACUUAUUCGUCUAAUUCGAAAUCGGAGAAUAAAUCUACCGAAACUGAUUCAGAUAAUCAAGAAGACGCAAUAAGAGUUUUGAAAGACGAAAUAAAACGUUUAAAGAAUGUUAUCAAAGAGCAAACAGAAAAACCAAAACUUCCCGAUUAUGGAAAGCCAUUAAUUCAUUUAUUCGACGGCAAAAAUACCCAUAAUCUAUUUGUAAUGAAAACUUUUAAUGAAAGAUUGUAUAUGGAGGAUACAUUGAAGAGUUUAAAGAGAAACUUUUCAAAGAGAUCACCGCAAAAAGAGGUUGAAUAUAGUGAAACGGCUAAUAAACAUUAUUAUCAUUAUAUAUAUUAA
Dimorphilus gyrociliatus is the source of this 1734-nucleotide messenger RNA. Lineage: Eukaryota; Metazoa; Annelida; Polychaeta; Dinophilidae. The record is from the annotation of a GenBank genome assembly.